Messenger RNA from Fonsecaea multimorphosa CBS 102226, 894 nucleotides. RefSeq lists its product as uncharacterized. The coding region runs from base 1 to 894 and encodes 297 amino acids. The record is from RefSeq and is a predicted model, not a curated record. The transcript has 3 exons. Lineage: Eukaryota; Fungi; Ascomycota; Eurotiomycetes; Chaetothyriales; Herpotrichiellaceae.
AUGCCUUCGUUUGCCGCUUCUCUCUUCGCCGCCGGCCUGGCGACUUUGGCCCACGCAUACACCGCGCCAGGUGCACAAACUUGGGGUCCUUUGCUCACCCCAGAUACGACAGACGCUGUUACUCAAGGCAAAGAAUUCACCGUGACCUGGGAUCCUGAAGACCACCCGACCGACGGCGUCACGGUCAGUCUCGUGCUCUGCCACGGACCCAGCACCAACUGCGUGCUCUCAGACACGGCCAUCGCGUCAGGGAUCCCCGCGGCACAAAAGUCCUUCGACUGGCAGGUCCCUUGCGACUUGGCCCCUGGCACUGCAAGCACUGACACCGGCUAUGGAAUGUUGAUCAUUGUCGACGGCACCGGAGAGUUCCAAUAUUCGACCCAAUUCUCCGUCCUCGAGAACCAGAGCUGCUCCAGCUCCAGCUCCAGUUCCAGCUCCUCUGGUUCCGGCUCAUCGUCUCCGAUUGUUUCCAUCUCCGCCUCCGCCACCAGCAGCGGCAGCGGCAGCGGCACCUCCAUCAUCAUAGGCCCUCCGGCGUACCAGACCGGCUCCUCGUACACGUGGGGCGCGUCAGGCAACUCGACGCGGGCCACCACCGCAACGGGCACCAGCUGGGCCAGCGGCGCCUCCGCGACCGCCACCUCCGUGGUGACCAGCUACAGCAGCGGCUACUACAGCAGUCUCCCAGGGACAACCGUCAUCGGCAGUGCAAGCACCCUGACCACCGAGGCCGCCGGCUCCGGCACGACGACUGCCGCCGCGCAGAGCUCGGGAGCCGCCUCCGCCCCGGCCGCCAGCGCAUCCACCUUCGCCGGCGGUGCCGCACCGGGUCAGGUCGGCUACAGCGCCGCGGGUCUGGUCAUUGCCGGUGCUGUUGCUGUGCUCGCGCUGUAA